UAAUGUGUUAAAUUAUAACCAUCUCCGACUAUACUACACAUAUAUAAACAAGCCAUACACGUAUCAAAUUAACAACAAGCAUUUGAAAAGAAAAGGAAGAUUAAAAAGAUGGGCAACUUUCUCUGGAAAAGCAGCGACGUGCACCCGGUGUUCGGCGACGGAGGACGGAGAGAGAACCUGGAGGCCGGAGAAAAGAAGGGUCCCUUAAGGAUAAAAGUGAGGAUGAGAAGGGAUAAACUAGAAGAGCUUUUAUAUUUGUCUCGUCGUGGUGACCAAUCUGAGGGUGACGGCGAAGGUGGUGAGAUUGGUUUCUUGAUUCUUAAAGAAUGUAUGGAAGGUCACUUGCCGGCGACGGUUCUUGGCUCGGGUGAUGAUGUUCCACCUCAACGGUGUGAAAAUUACUUGGUGUCUAGAAGAUUGAGUUCCAUCAAAGAGGAAUAACUGAAUGAAUAUGUCUUGAUUCAUGGAUACCAAAUAUACUUUAGAUAACCGCACUUUAGUAACGUUUUUUUUUUUCAGAUCCUUCUAAUAUAUAGUAUUAUAUUAGGCUAAGAAGAAUAAGAGAGUAUGUUGGCUCAUGCAUUGUAAAGAUACCAGUAUUACCGUACUAUGUACGGGCACUAAUAUAAAAUAUGUUUAUUUUGAACAUACUAUUAGAAUUUAUAAUUAAGAUAACAUUAAAAUUUUGAUGUUUAUAAUUUACAACAGUUCAAUAUAGACACAAAAUAUAUAAUGUUAAUAUUGUUUCAAAACCAAUAUAAUCAUUAAAUAUGAUCGAACAACGAAAAUAUAUAUCUUACAAAAGUACAAUUUGUCAACUUAGUUUUGAGGUUAUUAUAUUUUGUAGUUAUUUUCUUAUUCUCUCACUCAUGUUUACUUUUUUGGUCAUAUUCUUUUAUAUUUCUUUUUAUACAACGAUGCUAUUUGCUUCGGCAUUUCUUUUUGAGGGAAUCUACAAAUUUAAUAAAACUAUUUAAGGAAAAAAAAUCAGAAGUGUAUAUUGAAUAAAAAAUAAGAUAUCACCACAUUUUAUAGAUUAUAAAAAGUUAAACACACACAAGAAAAAUAUGGAAUACUUACCGAGUCUAAAUAAUAGACAUAAGUCUUUUUUCUCCUACAACCCGAAUUUCUUAUGCCCUAUUUUUUAUUUCUAAUUAUCACAACAUUUUUCCUUUCUUCUUUUCUUCUUGUUGUACUUCUCAAGUUUUCUAGGGGCCAUGGAAGUGUGGUUUAAGGUGAGCCUCUUACUCCUUCCCUGAAUUAUCACCAAAACAAAUAAACGUGUUCCAUAAAUUGAUAAUUAGUUUAGUCUAGUUUAGUCCAUUAUGAAAAUUAAUUGACCUAU
Messenger RNA from Brassica napus (rape), 1345 nucleotides. RefSeq lists its product as uncharacterized. The transcript has a single exon. The record is from RefSeq and is a predicted model, not a curated record. The coding region runs from base 109 to 441 and encodes 110 amino acids. Lineage: Eukaryota; Viridiplantae; Streptophyta; Magnoliopsida; Brassicales; Brassicaceae.